CCCGCCGCCCUUCGCGGGCGUCGCUGCCGCGGGACGCGCUGCCGGAACCUCCCGCCCGGGGUCGGGCGGCGUCCCGCGCCCUCGUGCGGGGCCAUUGUCCCAGGUCCUGCCGGGCGCCCGGCGCGUGUCCGCCUUCGCCGCGGCGCGUGAAGGCCGCGCCGGCACCCCAGCUGCGCGCGCUCAGAACCGACGAUUCUGAUCGAUAGGCGACCGUGUCUCCUUAUUGGUACAAAGACCGAGUGUGGCGCUAGUCGCGAAUGCGGGGUCCCCUCCCCGACACUGUCAGGCUUUAUUGUCACACAGCCGCCUGGGAGGCGCGCGGCUGUCCGAUCGCCCCGUGGCUCCCGGGGAUGCUGCCCGGACUGUUGAGGUUGUAGAGGAGGCUCUGGGAUGACUCCUCCCCGCCCCCAUCUCCUUCCUCCCGUCCCGCUUCCACGAAUAAAGGCGUAGCUGCUCGGUGAACCACAAAGAGAGAUGGGUCUGGGCGCCAUCCAAUGGGGCUGGUGUUGGUUUCUCCGUCUGGGAUGGCACUAGCCUCAUGGCCGCACCGCGCUGAGCCCGGGCGCUGCGAGGGGCUGGCGCUGGGGGCCCAGCGUGUCCGCCUCGCCAGGCGGCGGGCAGCGGCGGCGGCAGCAGCGAUUUCCUUGGAGAGAAGAUGGGAACGAGUGGGAUUUCAGAUGAGAUCCCCGAGACCUCUCUCUCCAUCGCGCCACGGAUGGCGUAGGGGUGGACGAGAAGCUGUCCCUGCGGCGGGUGGCCGUGGUCGAAGAUUUCUUCGACAUCAUCUACUCCAUGCACGUGGAGACAGGGCCAAAUGGAGAACAAAUUCGGAAGCACGCUGGGCAGAAGAGAACGUACAAAGCGAUUUCAGAGAGCUAUGCCUUCCUGCCCAGAGAGGCGGUGACGCGGUUCCUCAUGAGCUGCUCCGAGUGCCAGAAAAGAAUGCACUUAAACCCCGACGGAGCCGAUCACAAAGAUAAUGGGAAGCCCCCCACUUUGGUGACCAGCAUGAUUGACUACAACAUGCCGAUCACCAUGGCCUACAUGAAGCACAUGAAACUGCAGCUGCUCAGCUCCCAGCAAGACGAGGAUGAGAGCUCAAUAGAAAGUGACGAAUUUGAUAUGAGCGAUUCCACGCGGAUGUCGGCUGUGAACUCUGACCUCAGCUCCAACCUGGAGGAAAGAGUGCAGAGUCCCCAGGCUCUUCAAGGCCAGCAAGAUGAUGAUUCCGCUGCAGAGAGCUUUAAUGGCAAUGAGACUGUGGGCCAAAGUUCAACUGCUUCAGGGGGAACACAAAGCAGGGAGAUGGGCGACUCCAAUGAGGAUGGCAAAACUGGGCUGGAGCAGGACCAGCAGCCACUGAACCUGAGCGACAGCCCCCUCUCAGCACAGCUCACUUCGGAGUACAGACUAGACGACCCCAGCAGUGAUGGGAAAAACAAGUACAAGCCUCUGCUAAUUUCUGACCUCAAGAUGGACCGGGAGGCGAGAGAAAAUGGAAGCAAGUCCCCUGCACACAGCUACUCCAGCUACGACUCCAGCAAACACGAGGGCGGAGAGCGAGGGGCCGAGGACCUGUCCCUGCACAGGGGGGACGAGGAUGAUGAGGACCACGAGGACCACGACGACGCCGAGAAGGUGGCCGAGACGGACGGCGUGGAGGCCGAGCGGCUGAAGGCUUUCAACAUGUUUGUCAGGCUGUUUGUAGAUGAAAACUUGGACCGAAUGGUCCCAAUCUCUAAGCAGCCCAAAGAAAAGAUCCAGGCUAUCAUUGACUCAUGCAGGCGACAAUUCCCUGAGUACCAAGAGCGUGCCAGAAAGCGCAUCCGUACUUACCUCAAGUCCUGCAGGCGGAUGAAAAGAAGUGGUUUUGAGAUGUCGCGACCUAUCCCUUCCCACCUUACCUCAGCAGUUGCAGAGAGCAUCCUGGCCUCGGCCUGUGAGAGCGAGAGCAGAAAUGCUGCCAAGAGGAUGCGCCUGGAGAAGCAGCAGGACAAGUCCGCGCCAGCCGACAAGCAGAGCAAAGCGGAGGCGGCCCCGGCCACGCACGCGGCCUCCGCGGUGUCCGGCUCCCAGGAGGUGCUGUACAUCAACGGCAACGGGACCUACAGUUACCAUAGUUACCGAGGCCUCGGCGGGGGGCUGCUGAGCCUGAGUGACGCCUCCAGUAGCGGGCCCACGGAUCUCAGCAUGAAGAGGCAGCUGGCGCCCAGCGCGGGGUCCUCCAGCAGCGCCAGCGCCCGGCCCCAGCUGAGUCCCACCGAGAUCAACGCCGUGCGGCAGCUGGUGGCCGGGUACCGAGAGUCCGCUGCGUUUUUGCUGCGUUCCGCGGAUGAGCUGGAAAAUCUCAUUUUACAGCAGAACUGA
Myotis myotis is the source of this 2367-nucleotide messenger RNA. It is a transcript of the gene NOL4, whose product is annotated as nucleolar protein 4. The coding region runs from base 793 to 2367 and encodes 524 amino acids. The transcript is spliced from 11 exons. Lineage: Eukaryota; Metazoa; Chordata; Mammalia; Chiroptera; Vespertilionidae. The record is from RefSeq and is a predicted model, not a curated record.